UUCACCACUUCUUCAACUCCGCAUUUUUGCUUUUUCUUUUGCUUUUGCUUUUGCCUUUGCCUAUUUCUUCAUUCAGUUCUGAAGAGACUCUCUCUCACUUUGCCUAGGGUUUUUCAUUUUUGAGCUUCUUCUUGGACCAUAGCACCAUAGCAAUGGCGACAGUGGCAACAGGGAAUACCAACAAUACUAAUAAUACUGCUGUAGCGAAGAGGAAGCCCGUGUUCAUCAAGGUUGACCAGUUGAAGCCUGGUACUUCAGGUCACACGCUCACUGUGAAGGUGGUCAGCUCCAAGACCGUCAAGGCGACCAACAACAACAAGCCUGGCAGAUCUACCAUGCUUCUCUCUCGCCCUCUCCACCCCACUCGUAUUGCUGAGUGCCUCGUCGGCGAUGAGACUGCCACCAUUGUCUUCACUGCUCGCAACGACCAAGUUGAUAUGAUGACACCAGGUGCCACUGUGAUUCUGCGGAAUGCAAGGAUUGACAUGUUUAAAGGGUCUAUGAGGCUAGCGGUUGAUAAAUGGGGACGCGUUGAAGUUACUGAACCUGCUACUUUUGAAGUUAAGGAGGAUAACAAUCUUUCUCUAGUUGAGUAUGAAUUAGUUAAUGUUGUUGAAGAAUGAGCGUGUCCUAUGGAAGUCAAUGUUUUGGCAUUAGGGGUUUGAUUUCUGUUUCCUCGCAAUGAACUGUUAUCUGGGUUGCAAUUUUUAUAUAUGUGGUACACGAGUCUUGCUGAAGUUGUUUUUGCCCCUAAUAUAUUUUGUAGUAAACACCAAGUAAUUGUGAAUUUGGGAAUAUGAUGGAUUUGGAAAGUUUGGUCA
Quercus robur (English oak) is the source of this 821-nucleotide messenger RNA. RefSeq lists its product as uncharacterized. The transcript is spliced from 2 exons. The record is from RefSeq and is a predicted model, not a curated record. NCBI's taxonomy places the organism in Eukaryota, Viridiplantae, Streptophyta, Magnoliopsida, Fagales, Fagaceae. The coding region runs from base 153 to 623 and encodes 156 amino acids.